Molecule: messenger RNA, 552 nt
Organism: Neospora caninum
Lineage: Eukaryota; Apicomplexa; Conoidasida; Eucoccidiorida; Sarcocystidae
Exons: 1
Coding region: 1-552 (183 amino acids)
Source: RefSeq, a predicted model, not a curated record
AUGUUCCGCGGGGUCACUGCAGUCCGCUCUCUGCGGAGCUUGGCGUGCAGGCGGCAGUGUCGCGAUAUUUCUCGCCUUUCUCCCUCCUCUUCUUCAGCGUUCGCAGAGAACAGCCCGCCCUCCAUAGAGAGAGGCGAGGCAGGCGAGCGGAGGAUGCACCAUCUGCCGACGCCGUCGUGUCUCGGGUCGCUGGCCUCGCUAGCUAGACGCCUCCCGGACAGUUACGCGAACCUUCCGCAGGCGCCAAGUGGGCGAGAACGCACCCCAAGAAGCCGAGAGGCCUUUGGGGCGAGCGAAAGCACGGGGUGCGUCUCCGCCGUCGCUUCUUCCAUCCCUGAUCCGCGUACCUCUGAGCGCUUUGGCCACUGCAGCUGGAUCCCGCAUGCAGGCGACGAGGAACGAGCGAGAUGCGUGAAGAGCGCCACGCGCGAAAACCCCGAAUUUCUCCGUGGAAUCCUCCGCAUAUGUGCACUGGGCGGAGCGCUUCUCGGAGGGUACAUCAUGCUUAUAAGGCCCCGAAAAAAAGGCAUGCGCCUCGACAGACGAAGGUAA